AGACGGGGAGGGGACAAACGCGGUCCUCCCGGCCCGCCAGGCCUUCUCAGCGCAGCCAGUGCAAAGCGGCCACCGCUCCCCAGCCGUGCGUCUAGCCCUGCAGGCAGCUCCGGCACGCGAGCGCGCGGGACUCCAAGCUGCCUUAAGUCUCCCGGCUUCCUGCAAGAGCCUAGCGUGUACCCGGGAGGACUUCGGUGGCCGUCGACUGCAGCUGAGCGGCGGCUCCGCGUUGGAUCGGGGCCGGUCCCGAGUCGCCCACGCGGCCUCCCUGCCCGCCCGGGACCCGCGCGGCGCUCGCCGGGCACGGUCCCCUCCCCCCAGGUGGGGGUGGGGCGCCGCCGGCCGCCCCGUUCCGCAGCUUUGUCAUUGAUCCCAAGGUGCUCGCCUCGCUGCCGACCUGGCUUCCAGACUGGCUCGGCGGGACUUGGAGUCCUCGCCUGCGUCCUGCCCCCCAAACUGACAGGUGCUCCCUACGAGUCGCCACGACUCAUCGCCGCUCCCCCGCGUCCCCCCCCCCUCUUUCCUCCCUCGCCUCCCCCCACCCCCGGCACUUCGGCACAGCUCAGGAUUUGUUUAAACCUUGGGAAACUGGUUCAGGUCCAGGUUUUGCUUUGAUCCUUUUCAAAAACUGGAGACACAGAAGAGGGCUCUAGGAAAAAGUUUUGGAUGGGAUUAUGUGGAAACUACCCUGCGAUUCUCCGCUGCCAGAGCCGGCCAGGCGCUUCCACCGCAGCGCAGCCUUCCCCAGGCUGGGCUGAGCCUCGGAGUCGCCGCUUCCCUAGUGCCCGCCGCGAGUGAGCCCUCGCCCCAGUCAGCCAAAUGCUCCUCCUCGGCCUCCUCCUGCUGACAUCUGCCCUGGCCGGCCAGAGAACCGGGACUCGGGCUGAGUCCAACCUGAGCAGCAAGUUGCAGCUCUCCAGCGACAAGGAGCAGAACGGAGUGCAAGAUCCCCAGCAUGAGAGAGUUGUUACUGUCUCUGAUAAUGGGACCAUCCACAGCCCGAAGUUUCCACACACUUACCCAAGAAAUACAGUGCUGGUGUGGAGAUUAGUUGCAGCUGAUGAAAACAUGCGGAUCCAGCUGACGUUUGAUGAGAGAUUUGGGCUGGAAGACCCUGAAGAGGAUAUAUGCAAGUAUGAUUUUGUAGAAGUUGAGGAGCCCAGUGAUGGAAGUAUUUUAGGAUGCUGGUGUGGUUCUGGGACUGUGCCAGGAAAGCAGACUUCUAAAGGAAAUCAAAUCAGGAUAAGAUUCGUAUCCGAUGAAUAUUUUCCAUCUGAACCUGGAUUCUGCAUCCACUACAGUAUUGUCAUGCCACAAGUCCCCGAAACCACAAGUCCUUCAGUGUUGCCCCCUUCAGCAUUGUCUCUGGACCUGCUCAAUAAUGCCGUGACUGCCUUCAGUACCUUGGAAGAGCUGAUUCGGUAUCUAGAGCCCGACCGAUGGCAGAUGGACUUGGACAGCCUGUACAAACCAGCAUGGCAGAUUGUGGGCAAAGCGUUUCUUUAUGGAAAAAAAAACAAAGUGGUGAACCUGAACCUUCUCAAAGAGGAGGUACGACUCUACAGCUGCACGCCUCGGAACUUCUCAGUGUCCAUUCGGGAAGAGCUAAAGAGGACAGAUACCAUUUUCUGGCCAGGUUGCCUACUGGUUAAGCGCUGUGGAGGAAAUUGUGCCUGUUGCAUCCAUAAUUGCAAUGAAUGUCAGUGUGUCCCACGUAAAGUUACAAAAAAGUACCACGAGGUCCUUCAGUUGAGACCGAAACUUGGAGUCAAAGGAUUGCAUAAGUCACUCACUGAUGUUGCCCUGGAACACCAUGAGGAAUGUGACUGUGUGUGUAAAGGAAACACAGGAGGGUAAACUGCAUCCUCCACAGCAGCCCACAUCCCCACUGGCAUCCUGAAUCCCCCACUAGAUUCCCACAUCCUCACCAGCAUCUGCCACAGGGCUGUCAGAUGCUGCCAUUGGCUGUGGUAAAGAUCUUACUCAUUGUCUCCAUCCAAAAAUCUCAGUUGUUUGCUUCAACAGUCUUCCACUUGCAGGAUUUUAAAGUGUUCUGAAAGAAGAGACACCAGAAGGAGUCAGGAGUUCCACAGCAGUGCUUUUUAGAGGAAGGCCAAUGGAUGGAAAAGGUCUUCAAGCACAGAAACAAAUCAAGUGUUUGUAGAUCCCUAGCAAGCUCCAGAGUGACAGCAUUUCUUUUCCACUGACAGCAUGCUAUAAUUUAGUUGUCUUGAUAUGGGCAAGUGAUGUGAACACCAGAAAAUGGUGAAAACGCACAGUUGAUUGUGAACAAUGCAGAAAAACUUGGAUUUUCUCCUAAUGUUUGCAUAUACAAAUCCUAAUGGUCUAUGUUCUACAAACUCAGCUUUUAGAUAGCAGCCAUGUUGCUAUUGAUUACAUGUGUUGAUAGAAAAGACUGGGAUUUUUCAUGCUUGGUUACUUCUUUGCCAUUUGGAAGAAGAGAAAUACAGUCCUGGUUUGGAGGAAACACACCUGCACAGAAGAGUGGCUUUCCCUUCCCUUCCCUUCCCUUCCCUUCCCUUCCCUUCCCUUCC
This is a messenger RNA of Onychomys torridus (southern grasshopper mouse), 2555 nucleotides long. RefSeq names its product platelet derived growth factor C (gene Pdgfc). Lineage: Eukaryota; Metazoa; Chordata; Mammalia; Rodentia; Cricetidae. Gene Ontology annotation, biological process: platelet-derived growth factor receptor signaling pathway; positive regulation of MAP kinase activity; positive regulation of phosphatidylinositol 3-kinase/protein kinase B signal transduction. Bases 820 to 1857 code for a protein of 345 amino acids. The record is from RefSeq and is a predicted model, not a curated record. Gene Ontology annotation, molecular function: growth factor activity; platelet-derived growth factor receptor binding. The transcript is spliced from 6 exons. Gene Ontology annotation, cellular component: membrane.